AUCACAACGACUUGAAAAUGAGCGGAAGAGGAAAAACCGGCGGUAAAGCGAGGGCUAAGGCCAAGACCCGAUCAUCCCGUGCUGGGCUUCAGUUCCCGGUCGGCCGUGUCCAUAGACUGCUACGCAAAGGCAACUACGGCGAGCGUGUUGGUGCCGGGGCUCCCGUCUACUUGGCUGCUGUGCUCGAGUAUUUGACCGCUGAGAUUCUUGAGUUGGCCGGCAAUGCUGCCCGCGACAACAAGAAGACCAGAAUCAUCCCACGUCAUUUGCAACUGGCCGUCCGCAAUGACGAAGAGCUAAACAAACUCCUUGGCGGAGUGACCAUCGCUCAGGGCGGUGUGCUGCCUAACAUUCAGGCUGUACUCUUGCCCAAGAAGACCGAGAAGGCAACCAAGUCCAAGUAAAUUCUGAGCUUGGACAAGUGAAUCCCCAAAACGGCUCUUUUAAGAGCCAUGCACUUUCUUAUAAGAGCUGAUCUCCAUACAGAAAACUAACAGUAGUCAAAAAGUAAAGAUUGCAACUUUUUAAUUACUAAUUAUUAGGGCAUGCUUUUUAAAUCUAAAACCUGA
This is a messenger RNA of Corythoichthys intestinalis (scribbled pipefish), 569 nucleotides long. Its product is annotated as histone H2A-like. Bases 18 to 404 code for a protein of 128 amino acids. Gene Ontology annotation, cellular component: nucleosome; chromatin. The transcript has a single exon. Gene Ontology annotation, biological process: heterochromatin formation. Gene Ontology annotation, molecular function: protein heterodimerization activity; structural constituent of chromatin; DNA binding. The record is from RefSeq and is a predicted model, not a curated record. NCBI's taxonomy places the organism in Eukaryota, Metazoa, Chordata, Actinopteri, Syngnathiformes, Syngnathidae.